Messenger RNA from Carassius gibelio (silver crucian carp), 1576 nucleotides. RefSeq lists its product as uncharacterized. The record is from RefSeq and is a predicted model, not a curated record. NCBI's taxonomy places the organism in Eukaryota, Metazoa, Chordata, Actinopteri, Cypriniformes, Cyprinidae. The transcript has 5 exons. Bases 313 to 1239 code for a protein of 308 amino acids.
UUGAAACAGCUGGCUUGUACGGGGAACACUAGAAUAAGCAGGAAUCUUAGACAACCUAAUCCAGUUGUUUUAAUUAAAAUCCGCAAAUUCGUUUAAAGAACCAAAUCAGAUAGAGGUCAUGCAUUUACCACGAUUAGAAGAUCUGACAUCUUUCAUGUAUUUCGUCUCAGAUAUAUUAAAGGAGCUGUGAACGGGUCUCUGGUCUGUUCUGAUGGCUCAGUCUCCCUCUGGCCUGGUCAGUCGAAUACAGGGGGGUCUUAGUCUAAUAUAAAUUCUGAACUCUGGCUUUCAAAGAUGACGUAAUCCACUCGAAUGCCUUCGUUUUCGGCAGCAAUGGUGGUGAAUCUCUUCAUUUUCGUCCCGGUGUGUGUUCUACAGCUUGGUGUGUCUGGUGUUGAUCCAGACAUAGUCUUAGUGUCAGCGAUGGAGGGAGAUUCAGUCACUCUACACACUGAUGUUAAAACAAACCAACAAGAAAAGAUUAAAUGGUAUUUUAAAGACACUCGCAUCGCUCAAAUCAGUGAUUAUCUCAGUAAGACCUGUACAGAUGUUGAGUGUAAUGAAGGUACUGAGAGAUUCAGAGACAGACUGAAGCUGGAUCAUCAGACUGGAUCUCUUACCAUCACAAACAUCACAAACACAGACUCUGGACUUUAUAAACUACAGAUCAUCAGCAGCAACAGUAUCACUCAAAAGAUCUUUAGUAUCACUGUCCACGAUGUUCCUGGUGCAGAGCUGAAUAAAAUGCUGGCCAAGUCAGUGAAGGAGGGAGAAUCUGUCACUUUAGAUCCUGCUGUAAUGAAGAACCCCAGUGAUUUGAUGACUUGGUACUUCAAUUACACUUUCAUAGCAAAAAUCAAUGGUGAUCCCAGUAAGAUCUGUAGAGAUGAUCAAUGUGAAGAUGCUGAUGAGAGAUUCAGAGGAAGACUGAAGCUGGAUCCUCAGACUGGAUCUCUGACCAUCACAAACACCAGAACCACAGACUCUGGACUUUAUCAUCUUGAGAUCGUCACCAACAGCAGCAGCAUCCGUCGACGCCACAUUAUCAGCAUCUUCAGUGUUCCCAGCUAUAAUUGUCUUUUGUAUUUAUUUGCUAUAGCGGCAAUAUUUGUUCUGCUAUUUGUUCCAGGAGGCUGCUGUAGAAAACGUACCCAUAAAACAAGCAUCCCGGAUUCCUCAACAAAUGAUCUGGUAUUUUACCCUUUCACAGAGGAAGAGUUUUAUUUUCAGUAUGUGUAAUUAUGUCACAACCAUUUAGCUUUUAAACAGUAUCAUAAACAGAUGAAAGCACUUCAUUGCAUUAUGAAUGGGUUUCCACCCAGUUGCCAGCAAAUGUAAAUGCAACUAAAGCUCCUUUAAACCAAAAAUAUUCCUUUUCAGUCUUGGUUGUAAGAAGGCCAGAUAGGAAUAUCUUGGCAAAAUAUGAUGGCUUUAAAAGGACAUUUAAAAGGGCAUCGCAAUCAUAAAAGAUGAGGUUAAUAUCAAAAUGUAAAACAGUAAAUAUUUUGUUAUUUUCAGCAAUGAGCAACUGUGAUGUUCUAUCAAAUCAUCUACAAUAAAGUCUGAAAUGAUUACA